Molecule: messenger RNA, 4084 nt
Organism: Pogona vitticeps (central bearded dragon)
Lineage: Eukaryota; Metazoa; Chordata; Lepidosauria; Squamata; Agamidae
Gene: ADRA2B
Product: adrenoceptor alpha 2B
Biological process (GO): regulation of smooth muscle contraction; regulation of vasoconstriction; G protein-coupled receptor signaling pathway
Cellular component (GO): plasma membrane
Molecular function (GO): alpha2-adrenergic receptor activity; epinephrine binding
Source: RefSeq, a predicted model, not a curated record
CCCUGUCCAUUCUCCUCAUACUCUUCUUCUGCCUCCCUUCCUGAAGCCUGACAAAUUGUUAAAAAAUUGCCUGACAUCACACGUCAGAGAUGCAGCGUGGAGAGAAAAAUUCAACUCCUCCUUCGGCUCCUUUCAUAAGGCGUUGGGAGGCUUGGUCUGUCCACAGCCAGCGCAGGCAGGAGAGGAAGGGGAGAAAGCGCACAGCGCAGCUCAUCCGCCAAGCUGUCUGUUUCUUUCUCUCCCUCUCUCUCUUUCUCAACUUUCUCGAAAAGGAGGAAGGGGGGGUGAUGGCAUCGAACUUCUUGAGCUGUCCUGACCAAGGAGCCCAUCAAGAGCAUCGGGGCUUCCGACGAGGGAGAUAAAAGACCAGAGAGAGAGAGAGAGAGAGAGAGAGGAUACCUCUGCCAUGGACCGAAGAAAGCCGAGCUGCAAAUGAGCACAGAAUUCGGCAGCCGGUGCAGUUUUACAGGAAAGCCGGACUAGUAGACGUUCCUGGUGUCAGAACCCAAGCAUGGAAGAAGCGGUGGAAGCAAUGCCUCGAUGAACUUCUCUCGCCUCCUCUGAGUCAGGACAAAUGGGGACUCCCGUCUUGUGGAUCUUCUGCACCCUGUGAAGCUGAGAAAGUGAGUCACACCCACAUACCGUCAGGACUCAUCCUUGGCCUGCUUCUCCUCAAUGACCAUGGUUACCAUGGGUGGCCAUGAAGGCUACAACACUCAAGCCACGGCCGCCAUCGCUGCCGUCACCACCUUCCUCAUCCUCUUCACCAUUUUUGGCAAUGUCCUGGUGAUCAUCGCCGUGUUGACCAGCCGAUCCCUGAAAGCCCCCCAGAACCUCUUCCUGGUGUCCCUGGCGGCCGCCGACAUCCUGGUGGCCACCCUGAUCAUCCCCUUCUCGCUGGCCAACGAGCUGAUGGGCUACUGGUACUUUGAUAAGAUCUGGUGCAAGGCCUACCUGGCCCUGGAUGUUUUGUUCUGCACUGCCUCCAUCGUGCACCUCUGCGCCAUCAGUUUGGACCGAUACUGGUCCGUCAGCCAAGCCAUUGAGUACAACUCCAAGCGGACGCCGCGGAGGAUCAAAGGGACCAUCCUCGUGGUGUGGCUGAUCGCAGCCCUCAUCUCCCUGCCCCCACUGGUUGUCAACGAGAACCCAAAGAACAGGAAAGAGGACGCCAGAAGGUGCGAACUGAAUGAGCAGCCUUGGUACAUCCUCUCCUCCAGCACCUGCUCCUUCUUCGCUCCUUGCCUCAUUAUGAUCUUGGUGUAUCUCAGGAUCUAUUUCAUCGCCAAACGUCGGAGCAGGAAAGGGACUAAAGCUAAGGCACCCAAGAUGAAACCAGAAGAAGAGGCAUCUCAGAUUGUGGCUGGCCUGUCCAGAGAGAUCUCUCCCAAACGGGAUCCACUGAAGGACCAAGGAGAAGGGGAACCCAAUGGGCAUCAGCUGCCCAUCCAGGAGGGCAGCCCACCACCCGAGACUCUGAUUCUCCCCACUUCGAGCCUGGAGGAGAAGGACACCGAGCUGGGGACCACCGGUAGCCCUUCCCUGUCUCUGCCGGAGAAGAAGCUGCCUCCAGAGUCCAGGCAGCUGGACCUGUCUCCAGGCAGCAAUGUCAAGCAGAGCAAUGGACCCCCGCAGGGCUCGCCUAAGGGCAUGGACACCCUGGCCACGGCCCGAGGGGAGGUGCUGCUGGUGAGGAGAGUGAAGACCCUCAGCACCAGCCCUUGGAAGAGGAAGACCCACCUCAACCGGGAGAAGAGGUUCACCUUCGUCCUGGCCGUGGUGAUCGGGGUCUUUGUCAUAUGCUGGUUCCCCUUCUUCUUCCUCUAUAGCCUCCGGGCUGUCUGUCCCCCGGAGCGUUGCCCGAUUCCAGAAAGCACCUUCAAGUUUUUCUUCUGGAUUGGCUAUUGUAAUAGCUCUUUGAACCCUGUCAUCUAUACCAUCUUCAACCAGGACUUCCGGAAGGCUUUCAGGAAGAUUCUCUGCCGGCAGUGGACACGGACAGCCUGGAAAGACUGAAGAUUAUUUUUUCAGGGAUUCACUUAACACGACACAGAGAUGCCAAUGGGUCAGGAUGAAGUUGGCAGGACUGUGCCUUUACAUGAAAACUGGUAUAUGGAGGAAAAACACACACAGAAAGAAUGUUACCUGUUUCUAUGUUUGCACCUCAAAUGAAUGCCGAGAGGCACAGCUUUGGGGCUAGUAGCACAAACUGGCCACCUGAAUGGCUUGGUUUCCACGGGGGGGGGGGGCAGGGGUGUUUCAGCAAAACUUUGGCUGUUGUGGGCGAUGGGUUACUGCCAGCUGUUGCCAAAUGCCUCACCUUCCACCAUAAGGCAAGAUAAGGUUGCCACCCUUUUAAAAAUCAGCCCUGUUCCUGAAGCCCUCAACGGCGGCCUGGCUUGGAGAAAUUUAGCCAGAAAAGGUUUUGUGGUUGAUGAUGAAAUUUCAAUUCCCUGUCAGGAAGAAGCAUCAACUGCUAACUCUCUACAUGCAAGGCUGUUGUCAAAGGUACAGAAAUGGGACCAGAUGUUCCUACUGUUUUUUUUAAAUUUCUUUGCUUCUAAAAUCCUAAAAGAUAAUAUCAAAUUCAGCAUACGGGUCGGGUAAGGAAAAACAAGUUUUUAAAUUGCAUGCUUGUGCAUAAGCCCACAUACACAAGCGCACUGAUGUAGCAAGGCCUCUGCUUGCAUUUUGCUACUAUUUAGGAUUGCCAACUUAUGAAAGAAAAAUCCAAUCUGGUAUGCUAUGAUGUCUUUAAGGGCAGCUUGGUUUUCAGAAUCCAGGAGGCAAGGGCUGUGGCCAGCCUGAAUAUCAACACCAUCAUCUGCUAAGUGCAUUCAGCUUAAGCUGUUUGUUAAAGGCACAUCUUCAGUGGCCAGGUGAAAAGUUGGCAAUCUGGCUGUAAUUGACAUGAUUAUCCAGUUGGUGUGCAGGAAAGGCUGAAAUAGACGGGGUGCCUUAUGCAGGACACCAGAAAAAGUGUUCAUUAAGGGAUGGAGUGAUGGGUCAGGGAGGAAUGGAGAAAAGCUUCCCCUUUCCAGCUCUAAAGACUGGAAAGCUGAAUGUCGGUCAUAAUGGGAGGUAGGGAAUAAUUAUAGAUUGUGCCCAGAUGUAAUCCUUCUAAGAGUACAGCUAUUGAAGCCAACAAGGCUUAAGUCAACAAGACCAAGUCCCAUUGACCUCAAUGAGUCUUCAGUGAGUCUCCUAGUUUCAAAGACUCUCAGUCUGGAUCCGGCCCUAUAGUUCUUUUUAGGAUUUGGAAAGUUAGUUUUUUAUGACUGUCAGAUUUUUGGAAAACUGGGAAAUUCCCAGGGGAUGUUUUCUCUUGCAAGAAAAAAACUUCCCUCUUUUUCACUUGGCUGGUUGGUGGAUCUCCAGAAUCUGCAAGAGAGAGGAGAAAACAAAGGAGCAAAGGAGAUCCUGUGAGCCUGAAAUCCACCCAUCCUUGAUUUGCACAGCAGACCCUGGGAACCAUCUCUCCAGAUGUUUUGGCUGUCAGCUCCCAGAAGCCCCCGUCCACUUGGCACGAGGGUCCAGAAUUUUCGGAUGCUUCCUGAAACAUCCUGAAAACUAUUUAGAAGCACUUCUCCUGAAACCAAACACUUGCAGGUGAAUUUGACACAGAUGGGUAUCAGCUUUUUUUAAAAAAUGGAAGCACAGGUUAUAAUCCAAAAUAUGUGAGGAAAAAAGUCACCUUGAACAGGGUUUGUGGGGUGUUACUGGCAGACUCUUUGGGGCUCUGUGUCAGUUUGAAUCUUAGCUGUGGGAGAACACGGAUUAUGUCUAGAAAUGGGUCUCGGGCCUCAGUCUUGGUGGAUGUAAACUCUGAUUUAGAAGGUCACUUCCACUCAACACUGAUUUCUUCCCUCCUCCCAUUCUGGGCAGGGCUGAUGUAUUGUCAACAGCUGGCAUGGGAGACAUUCAACAGGUAAAGCUUUCCUUCACAUUUGGAAGCACAGGAACAUUUCGGGGAGGGGGAGAGCAGAAGACACCCAGCUGAGUCUCCAUCUUUUUAAUGGUCCUGUAUUUUAAACAGCAGCUUCAUUUGCAAACCUUAAGCAGAUGAUUCCCCCCCCCUUUUUUU